Molecule: messenger RNA, 3586 nt
Organism: Lytechinus variegatus (green sea urchin)
Lineage: Eukaryota; Metazoa; Echinodermata; Echinoidea; Temnopleuroida; Toxopneustidae
Exons: 5
Coding region: 293-3094 (933 amino acids)
Source: RefSeq, a predicted model, not a curated record
AUUUUAUCAUGAUUUAUUUCCUAAUAUGAUAGGCGUGCGCACGGCACAAUAAAACGACGGCCCUCGCUAGCUCUGAUGACCUGCAGUCCGCGAGGCGAGGCAGGCGACGCGGGCGAGGGCGGCGGGGAGCCCUGGCCGCGCCCGGGCCGGGCGCAUGGAAUCACAUAAUUGAAAUUGAGGUGAUAUACGGUACUUGCACGCAGAUCCAUGUGCUGUGAAAGCCAAGAGAUGAGUAAGACGUGCAUUUGUUAACUAGUCGGCCAAGUAGACUAAGUCAUUUUUAGUUACUACCAUGGACAACGAAAGAAGACGUUACAAACGCUAUUUGCUGGAGGAUGGGGAAAAUUUAAUGCCCAGAACUACUGCUCUACGACGACGACGGCAACAUGAAGUGGAGCUGGAAACCGAUUCAGAAUCAGAUCAUGAUCAUCAAGAUGACGCUCCUGUGGCUGAGCAGUUGUUAGAUUUUGUUCAAAAUCAAGAUGUUUUCAGUGAUCAGGAUUCUGAUGCUCAUGCUCAUAGACGUGCUGAUUCUGAUCCAGAAUCGGUCGAUGAUGGGCUUGACACAGCCUUAGAUCUACCUGAGGGACAAGGGCGAUUAGACCUUCCAGUGCCAGAUUUGCCAUCACCACACAUACACAGCAUCAGCAGUCUGAGUGAUGAUCAUCAUGAUGGCCAUUCCAACAGUAGUCAAGCAAGUGAGGAUAUUAAUCUUCAUGAAGACUGGUCAGAAGGAUCAAAUGAUGAAGAAAGGAGGCACGGCAUGUGGGAAGAGGAUGACAUUGAUCUCAACCAUGACUCUGAUGAGGGAUCAGAAGAUGGACAAAGGAUUCCAGAAUUUGAGGAGGAGAGGAAUCAUAUGCAGGUUCCGAAUGGGAAUGAUGCUAUCUCGAGCGAAGGAAGUGACCUGACUAAAAUGGAUAGUCUCCUGGCAGUUCUUGCCUAUUCACUGAAGCAUCACCUAACAGGAGAGGCCCUUCAGGACCUGAUACAUCUAAUCAAUUUGCACUGCCCUCAGUCCCUACCACAAUCAAAGUAUCUAUUUAAUAAAGUAUUAAAUAAUUACAAGGAUACAUGUGAGUUCCACUUCUACUGUGACUGUUUUAAUUACUUAGGAAAGAUAGGGCAGCUUCCAGAAAGGUGUGAUUAUUGUGGAGAGCAUGUUGAUCAUGAGAUUAAGAUAAAAGAAGGAAAAUUCUUUUUGACAAUGCCUUUAGCCCAACAGCUAAAGUAUCUUUUGGAGAGUACAGCUGUUGGUACUACAGUUCUGAACAGAGUUAUUGAAACUGGUGAUUCCAUAUCUGACAUCACUGAUGGGGAGUUGUACCAAGAGUUGGUUACAAGUGGACUGCUUUCCAAUCCCAACAACUUAUCCCUGACAUGGAACACGGAUGGUGUGCCUGUUUUCAAAUCAUCGAGGUCAUCCAUGUGGCCCAUUUUGUGCUUGAUAAAUGAGUUGCCACAAAAAAUGAGAAGUGAGAACAUUAUUCUCACAGCACUAUGGUUCGGAGACAAAAAGCCAGAUAUGUCGGUUUUCCUUAAACCUUUUGUAGACGAGAGUAAUAUCCUCUCUUCUACAGGCCUAAAGUGGACACACAUUGGUGAAGAAAAGACGUCAAGAGUUUUCCCUCUUGUAUGCAGUGUUGAUUCUGUAGCAAGGCCAGCUCUACAGAAUUUUGUCCAAUUCAAUGGUUUUUAUGGGUGUUCGUUUUGUAAGCAGAAGGGUACAUAUGCAGAAGGGGCCAUGAAAUACCCUUAUGUGGACCCUCCUGCAGAGAAAAGAACACCUGGUGAGACAAUGAGGCAGAGCAUACUUGCUGCAGAAUCAGGACGAAGUAUUGAGGGCGUGAAAGGAGUAAGUGUGCUCUCAUUCCUAGUUUAUUUCAAUAUUAUCUCUAGCCUUGUGCCGGAUUAUAUGCAUGCAGUGUGUUUAGGUACCAUAAGGAGAUUUCUCAACAUGUGGUUAGACCCUGCCAACAGGCAAUUACCCUUCUAUGUGGGAAACAGGAGAGAGGAAAUUAACAAGAGGAUACUCUCUGUGAAGGUGUGUAAAGCCAUUUCACGAGUGCCCAGGUCUCUGAGUGAUGUACACUUCUGGAAGGCAUCUGAAUGGAGAACAUUUAUGUACAUAUCUCCAGUGAUUUUAAAAGAUAUACUUCCUAAUAGAUAUUUGGCCCACUGGACAAUGCUAAUAGGUGCAAUUUACAAUUUGAAUUCAACAAGAAUAACACCCAAUAUGCUGAAGUGUAGUGAAUUCAUGCUGAGGAAAUUUGUCAUGUUUAUUGAACCCUUGUAUGGUAUAAGAGAAGCAACAUUUAAUGUACACUUAUUAUUACAUUUGACUGACAGUGUUAAACAGUGGGGCCCUUUGUGGGCUACUUCUGCCUUUCCGUUUGAAUCUUACAAUGGUUAUAUCAAAAAAUUGUUCUCUGGAACAAGUUAUGUACCACAGCAAAUAUUUCAGUCAGUAUGUAGACUACAAACCCUAGUCAGGAAUAUGUCUUUCAUAACCUCACUGGGUGCUGAUGCAUACGUCUCCAAAAUGAUUGGCAGUGAACGAAUCCUUAAAAAUAUUUCAAGAUUUAGAAGUGGCACUGCUGAGGUAGUAUGUCUUGGAAGGUCGAGACUACUAGAUUUGAGUCAAGCCUGUCAAAAUGCUGUUCAACAAUUUCUUGGAGAAGAACUCCUUGUUGUUCGUGUAGAAUGCUUUGAACGAUUUGUAGUUAACAACGUUCUUUUCUCAACUAAGCAGUACUCACAUAAAUUCAAACGCAAUGAUUCUACCAUAAAAACAAGAGAUUUCCUUGGGGAAAUAAUUCAUCUUAUCUCAUUCCAAAAUCACAAUUGUGUUGAUCUUGACGAUUGUAUUUGUUACAAACAUGUAUUAUUGUUGGUAGAUAGGUUGGAUGUAAAUAGACCUUUCAGAUGUGUGAAUGGUCAAGAACUGGGCAGUACAAUUGAUUUCAUCAAUGAAGUUUCAAGAGGCAGUGUUUUUGCAAUGAACUGUGAUAAUAUUAUCACAAAAGGUAUACUCCUUUCAAUUAAUGAUGUUGAAUAUGUUGCCACUCUUCCAAAUAUGGUCUCGGGAGAUUAAAUGACACUCUCAAACAGAAAUAGUCAGUAACUUACGGCAGACCAGGGAUAUAACAUUCAUUGUACCCUGGUCCCAAAGUCAUCUUUAUCAUGGGGUGUGGUGGUAGUUCACUGCAAGAUUUAUCCGGGGUGUGGUGUAAAGGGGUCUGCUGCUUUCAAUCUCCUUGCAUCAACAAAUGUUCAAACAUUUUCAAGUAAGUUAUGCAGGUGAGGACUACCUCAAAAAAAUGUAUUUUCAGGUUCUAAGGCAUAGGAAAAGUGAAGCAUAUGAAAAUUAUAACAUAGGUUUAUUGAUUGAAAUCUGUGUCCUGAAAAUGAUAUUUGAUCAGAAGGAAAUGAUACAUUUUAUACUUUAAUUCUUAUCAUGGCAGUAUAGCACCGUAUCAUAUGUGAUUCCUCCCUGGAGUCCCUGCACCCCAUCAAUGCAGUUGUAGCAUGCAGGUGUAGAAAUGCUUGGUUAACAGAUAAUCAGAACACAAAAAUGUUAUCAGUU